Molecule: messenger RNA, 1074 nt
Organism: Histoplasma mississippiense
Lineage: Eukaryota; Fungi; Ascomycota; Eurotiomycetes; Onygenales; Ajellomycetaceae
Exons: 5
Coding region: 1-1074 (357 amino acids)
Molecular function (GO): nucleotide binding
Source: RefSeq, a predicted model, not a curated record
AUGAUCAAUCCUGCUAGUAUAAUUCAUCCAAUUGAGACACAUCCAGGAGCCGUCAUAACGGCUAUCGCGUCCCGAAACCUCAAAACUGCGCAAGUAGCAGCCAAGAGGUAUUCUAUCGAACGGGCCUAUGGCUCUUAUGAGGAACUCCUACAGGAUCCGGAGAUUGAUGCUAUAUACAUCAGUUUGCCAAACGGCAUGCAUGCUGAAUGGGCUAAAAAGGCAAUGGACGCUGGGAAGCAUGUAUUAAUCGAGAAGCCCGCUGCGUCAAAUGCAGAAGAAGCAACGGUUAUCUUUGAUGCGGCAAAGAAAACUAAUCGUGUGGCUUUGGAGGCUUUUCACUGGCAGUUCCAUCCGGCUGCACAUGUGGUGCGCUCAUUGAUUGAGUCUGGGAGAUAUGGACGAGUGAUCUCUACCGCUUCACGGAUGACCACACCAGCUAAUUCAAUCCCCAGAGGAGAUAUUCGCUGGCAAUAUGACCUUGCUGGUGGGAGCUUGAUGGAUAUGACGUACGUUGUAUCGUCCACACGGUAUUUCCUCGAUGCUGGAACACCACAGCGGAUUGAUUACGCGAAAGCGCGGCCACUACCAUCUGAUAAACGAGUUGAUGAAGCUAUGGAUGCAAGGAUGUAUUUCAAGUCGGAAGUCGCGGCAAAUUCUGGUCUUGUGAAGAGUGAUAUUAAAACCGACAUGAAUCAGCCAUACAUUGGUCACAUUGUUCCAAGAGUCUGGGAAGCACCUUCAAUCUUGAUCGAACUGGAGCAUGCUAAUAUUUAUUUUUACAACUUCAUGAUGCCGCAUGUGUUCCACUACAUCGAGGUCACAGAUAAGCGGACUGGUCAGAAACACACUCAGAAGCACUACAAUUUUGGACCCGAAUGGGGAGCGUGUUCAGAACCGUGGUGGAGUACCUACCGAUACCAACUGGAAGCUUUUGUAGACAAGGUUACAGGCAAGAAACCUGUCCAUUGGAUCUCUCAUGAAGAUAGCGUCGCACAGAUGCGAACAUUGGAUGCAAUAUAUGAAAAAUCUGGUCUCGCGGGUGAGAAAUUCUUCAUGUUUACACGGCAAAUUUGA